ACCGAGCUGCUUCACCUCUGCUUCCUCUGAGGGAAACUCUGAGCUUCAUGUCUCCAUAGCUCCUGAAACUCUGAGCUUCAUGUCUCCGUAGCUCCUGCUCCGUGAGUUUCACCUCGUCACCACGUGUUCCUGUGUAAACCACCGAGCUUUUCAUCUACUGCACAGCAGGAGAACACCAUGGACCUCCACAAGAUCAUCCACUGCGCCAUGCACGAGUUUAUUCAGAGUUACAUCCCAGACGCAGAUCUCAGCACACUGGACGAUGUACUUUUGUCAUACAUCACUGCAGUCCUGGAGGAUCUUGGUUCCCAGCAGAGCGUGGAGGAGAACUUUGAUGUGGAGGUCUUUGUAGAGAUGUUAGAGGCUUACAUACCUGGUUUUGCUGAUAUUGACAGUGUAAAGGUCUGUGAAAUGAUGUUCAACCUGGCUUCAAAACUAGCCUCUGCUCGGACCUCAGCUGUUGAAGACAAGGGUGCCCCUAAAUCCAGGACAGAUGAUAUUUCAUUGAAAAUCACUACCCUGCCCGAUGAAACCCAACCAGAGAGAGAAGCACAGUGCAGAGAACCACCAACAGAGGGCGCCACCGCCAAGGUACCAGUGUCUAAAUGGGAGGCCCAGGAGCAACACCUGCUGGAGAUGUUUCCCAAGUGUAGUCUGUCCGAGGCUCGUAGUGCCCUGUGCAUUGCCAUAGGAGACAUGGAGGAAGCUGUGCGUCUCAUCAUAGAGGGCGAUAUCCAACUCAGCCCCUCUCCUCUUAAUGUAAAUCAUGGGAAAAGUAGUUCUUCACUGGCGGACCAUAAACUUAAGGAGAGCAUCCUUGAGAAGUAUAUGCAUGUGGACAAUGAGGAGGACAAAAAAACUCACCGACCUGUCCCCCCCAAAGAUGCUCCAAAGAAGCUAGUGCGGUACCACGGCAACCAGGUGGUCACCACCAAAGGUGAGAGGUAUCAGCUUGUGAAGACAAACGAGACAGAGGACAUGAAGAAGACGUACGUCAACCUCAAGCCUGCACGGAAAUACAGAUUCCAUUAAUGAUGAGCACAUCAGCGUAAGAGCAGCUACUGACAAUAUUGUUUACACUGUUGUUGAUUUAAGUCCAUUUAACCCUGUAUUUGUUGGAUUUUCCUUCCAAUUUAUGGAACAUGUUUAUUAGUUGGUGUCAGUGGCUUAUUUUAAAAACGUUACCAUUAUUUGCCUUGGUUAAAUCAUGACAUUAGUAUUUCUGUUCUAUCACAGUUUAUUUGGUUGAGAAACUUUUGAAAUCGUGUGUGAUAUUUUGGUGGGGAUGUUGUAACUUAUAUUCUAGUUUCUGUAACAACCUGAUCAUCUACAUUUUGCCAUCUCAGCAGGUCUGAUGUUGCACUGACGUUUUUGUUUCUUUUUAAACCCAUCUUUUCUAUUGAUGUUGUAUUUUAACUUAGUACAAUCUAGAUUCAUAACUUUGUAAAUACGUUCAAGUGAUCCUGUAAAAUUUACGAGUUAGUUAGUUACGACUCACAGGGGUUUGUUUAUGUACAUAUUAAAUCAUUGAUGCCAACUUUAUUUAAAAUUCUAUUUUUACAUCAUAGAGAAAACGUCUGUGUCUCCGUAGGUUGAAUGUCUGGUUGGGCUUGUGGACAAUUUGUUGUGCCCAGUCACACACGCCAAUGUAACAGUGGUGAAACCUUCGCCUCCCAGUUCACUUUCAAUCAGUGCGAGCAGGAGGACCAAUAAAACAUUUGCUUCCUAACUUCGCACUCGCAUGUGUGUGACCGUGCCCACAGUCCAUGUUCCAGGUUUAUCAUUUACACUUUAUCCAGUUAACUUUAAUGAAGGAGGUGGAGAAGUCUACAAGAGGAAAACCAAAGAUUAGUGGUUUUUUAUCACCUUCUAUCAAACCACUUAGAGAAAACAAAGGAACAAGUGUGAUAUGCAAAAGUUGAAUACUAUAAGCUUAUGUAUCAUUUCUAAAAUAGGAAAUAAAUUCACCAAAAAAGUUAAAUUUUAUAGACUUUAACAUGGUGACCUUGCCUCAAUCUAUCGAAAAGUGAUCAAACUUGAGCGUCCUACGGUUGUGUUAAUAUUUGUUUGUGACACAGCUAAGGUUUCUCUUAUUUUCACACAUGUGAGGGGCUGGGGUUAGGGGUUCGAUUUAAAAAUUCACUCCAACAGUAUCGUCUUUAUUUUUGAUAUCAACAUUUAGAUCCUCCAAAGCUCAUGUUAUGCGUUAACCAUGUGGAGGCACUGUUGUGUGAUUUCAGGGUCACAUGAUGUUACUGAAGUGAUCCUCUGCAGUCUUUCAUCUCGUUUGUGUUCAGUGAACUUUGCUUAGCUUGUGAGUGUUGGUUGUGGAGGUUUUUUUUGUUAUGACUGGAAUCUUAUUUCUUGUUUAUUAUAUAUAUAUAUUAGAAUACUUAGGUUGUUCAGGUUGUUUUUUCACUGACAUAUACCAGUUGUUUAUUCCCCUCUACAUCUAUUCAGAGGACCUAUAAGCUAUUGUUUUUGAUUGGUGGUAUAAUAUCGUUUUGAGUGUUGAUGUAACACAAUGUGUUUAAAAAGAUGUGUUGUUACUGAUACAACACAAUGUGUUUAAAAAGAUGUGUUGUUACUGAUACUUGUCAUCAGCAGCAAUGUGGUCCUUACCUGUGAUAUGAUUAUGUUACUAUAGAUCAUGGAACAGGUUUACUGGAGCUGAUUGGUCACAACUGUGUUUUAACACUCCUCACUUUCAGAAACCGCUGACGCACAAUUUAUAGUAAAUAAAUACUAGCUUUUGUAGA
This is a messenger RNA of Limanda limanda (common dab), 2759 nucleotides long. It is a transcript of the gene cuedc2, whose product is annotated as CUE domain containing 2. The coding region runs from base 178 to 1032 and encodes 284 amino acids. Lineage: Eukaryota; Metazoa; Chordata; Actinopteri; Pleuronectiformes; Pleuronectidae. The record is from RefSeq and is a predicted model, not a curated record. The transcript has 9 exons.